Molecule: messenger RNA, 2112 nt
Organism: Lolium perenne
Lineage: Eukaryota; Viridiplantae; Streptophyta; Magnoliopsida; Poales; Poaceae
Source: RefSeq, a predicted model, not a curated record
AUGGGAGCCGUCCCUAGCGGCGGCUGUGGAGGAAGCCUGGUCUCGCAGAUUGCCAGGAGGCAACUUGGGCGGGGUGGCGCAAGCAGCAUUUCAGAUCGGUACCAAAAGAAAUUGAUAAAAAAACGUACCUUGUUGGAUGAGCUGCAGCACCUCUCGGACGAUGUCAGCAUUGCGACUCGGAUUGGUAUUGAGAAAGAAAUGGAUGAGCUAUUAUACAGAGAGGAGAUCAUGUGGAUGCAGCGGUCGAGAAUCGCCUGGCUGCGUGAAGGAGACCGAAACACAAAGUACUUCCAUCGGCGUUCUUCCUGGAGGCGUAGGAAGAAUAAAAUUCGUCGUUUGAAAAGGGAAGACGGUUCCUGGACAUCUGAUGUUGGGGAGAUGGAAUCUAUGACUAGGGAUUUCUUCAAGCAGCUUUUUACUCAGGAAGACAAUAUCUAUCCUGCAUUGGUCAUUGAUGGCAUGAGGACUUGUGUUGAUGCGGAAAUGAAUGAGAAGCUCUGCUCUCCUUUUAUAGAGAAAGAAAUAAGUGAUGCGCUGUUUCAGAUUGGUCCUCUAAAGGCCCUGGGCCUGAUGGUUUUCCAGCUCGUUUCCUGCAGCCUAUUUUUUACUACUGGUAAUAUGCCUGAUGAGGUCAAUGAUACGGCGAUCGUCCUAAUCCCCAAGAAGAAUGACCCUGAGGUUCUCAAAGAUUUUCGCCCAAUAAGCCUUUGCAAUGUGAUUUUUAAAGUGGUCUCCAAGUGCUUAGUUAACAGGUUGAGGCCUAUUCUCCAGGAUAUUAUCUCACCUACACAAAGUGCCUUCAUUCCUGGGUGCCUUAUAACAGAUAAUGCUCUGAUGGCCUUUGAGUGCAUACAUGCCAUUCAGACGGGUUCGGCAGCUCGUAAGAAAUUUUGUGCUUAUAAGCUGGAUAUGGCCAAAGCGUAUGACCGCGUCGACUGGAGAUAUGAACUGGGAACUGGGCAGCUAGUGAGCCUUGGUAAAUGUUCUAUAAUGUAUGGGGAAAGCUGCUCGGAUGAGGUACAAGCUGAGAUUAAACAGAUACUCAAAUAUGAAACCACUUGCUUCGAAGAGAAAUACCUUGGGUUGCCGGUGCCUGAAGGGAGGUUGACGAAAGGAAAGUUCAAGUCUACCAAGGGAAAAUUUACCAAGCAUGCAAGUGAUUGGUCAGAAAAAUACAUGUCCUCAGGUGCAAAGGAUAUUCUCAUCAAAUCAAUUUUGCAGUCAGUGUCUACAUAUGCUAUGGGGGUGUUCAAAUUUCCUGCUGGUCUAAUUGGUGACUUGGAGCGCAUAAUUCGAGACUUUUGGUGGGGCGAUGAGGUCAACAAGAGAAAGAUGCACUGGCACUCUUGGGAUAAAGUGACCAGACCAAAGGCAUAUGGAGGAACUGGUUUUCGUGAUUUGCAAAUGUUCAAUCAAGCUCUUCUCGCCAGACAGGCUUGGCGUUUGAUUCACUCUCCUGAUAGCCUCUGUGCAUGGUUACUCAAAGCUAGAUACUAUCCGUCUGGCCACCUUCUGGAUACAGCUUUCAUUCAAAAUCAAUCUCAAACUUGGCAAGGUAUUGUUCAUGGCCUUGAAUUACUGAAGGAAGGAAUUAUUUGGCGGAUUGGUACGGGCUCAAGUGUUAAUUUUUUUAGAGAUAAUUGGCUCCCGCGUCAGGGUGCUCUGAAGUUGGACGGGAAGAAAGGCCAUUCACACCGUAAAUGGGUGUCCGAGCUCAUUGAUCAAGAGAACAGAACUUGGAAUGCGGAGGCUGUCCGUGAUUGUUGUUUUGAUCAUGACGCUGCAAUGGUUCUUAGCAUCAAACUGGCACCUCGAGCGUCUGAUGAUUUUAUAGCCUGGAGCGGGGAACACAAUGGAUUAUUCAGUGUCCGCUCCGCAUAUCGUAUUGGGAUGCAGCCAAAACUUGUAGAGCUCUACGGUGGUCAGACUAGGGUGAAUCCUACUGGAGAAAGGAAAAUUUGGGACCUCGUAUGGAAAGCUAAUGUUCCUCCGAAACUCAGAAUUUUUGCCUGGAGGGUGGCGUCGGACUCGCUUGGUGAGGAGAUGGUUAAAGCUGUGAAAUGGUCUCCUCCAUCUGAUGGUACUGUUAAGGCUAAUGUCGAUGCUGGCUAG